This is a messenger RNA of Drosophila takahashii, 532 nucleotides long. RefSeq names its product acylphosphatase-2. Gene Ontology annotation, molecular function: acylphosphatase activity. NCBI's taxonomy places the organism in Eukaryota, Metazoa, Arthropoda, Insecta, Diptera, Drosophilidae. The record is from RefSeq and is a predicted model, not a curated record.
UACCGUAUAGUACUUUUGGUCUCUCGUUUUAAUUGGAGAUUUUGGAAGACAAACUUAAGAUACAAGAAGAUGAUGCAGCCGGGGGACCAGAUCUUCGCCUGCGGCUUCGAGCUCUUUGGGCGAGUGCAGGGCGUUUGCCUGAGGAAGCAGACGAGGGACUUGGCCACGUUGAACGAGGUGCGCGGAUGGGUGAUGAACACGGACGAGGGAACGGUCAAGGGGCAGCUGGAGGGCACCCUGCCCAAGGUCAACGAGCUCAAGUUCUGGCUAUUGAAUUUCGGCAGUCCGCGGGCGAUUAUCGAACGGGCGGAGUUCACGCCCACCAAGGAGAUCACCUCGCAUAAUUUCAGUCGCUUCUCGAUUCGCUACCAUCAUGUUGCCGCCCCAAAGAAGGCAACUUAAAGGAGGGCUAUAUAUCUAGAACCAAAAUUGUAACUGUGCUAUUUGUUUGUAACCGUUUGUUUGGCUCUGCGAACAUCAUUUAUAAACCUCAAAAGUGAAAAACAGGCUGCCAGCCACUAAUUAAGCCGCA